CUCCGCCCUCCUCGACUCACUCGACUUUUUCCUCUACCACUCACUUCCUUAUUUUCGUGCUUCGGUUCCAGGAAAGCCUCUUUUGCCUUGCGACCUUUUGCCAUAUUCUCCUUUCCGGAGUCGCGCAAUCAACUGCAAAGCCUGCCUCGAGACUGCCAACCGUAGUCUCGCUGGCAGAAGAGUGCCCACUGCUUCCCACACGAACCCACCAUCGCCACCGCCGCUCGAGAGCCCGUCAGGAUACGCACACAAACACGCGCGCCCACACCACCACCAGCUCCGUGCCCGCCGUGUCUUGCUGUCGUAAGCCCUCGCCUUGCGGAGAAGCCAUGACCCUAACCAAGCAGACGCGCUUUCGGAACCCCGAUGACUUUCCAACUCUUCAGCUCUUCCUGCUGGCCAUUGUCCGUCUUGCCGAGCCCAUCGCCCUCACUUCCAUCUUCCCCUAUGCCUGGCCUUUGGUCAAGAAGUUCAAGAUUGGCAGCGAGCAAGAUGCAUCCUUUUACGCCGGCCUCCUCAUCUCGUCCUUUUCCCUCGCCGAGGCCCUCAUGGGCAUGUACUGGGGCGGACUCUCUGAUCGCAUCGGCCGCAAGCCGGUUCUGAUGCUAGGAUGCGUGGGUACCAUGUUCAGCAUGGUCAUGGUAGGCUUCGCCUCCAACAUGUGGAUUGCAUUGCUCGGACGAGCCAUAGGUGGUCUCCUCAACGGCAACAUUGGCGUCAUCCAGACAAUGGUCGGCGAACUCGUGACCAAGCCUGAGCACGAACCCCGAGCCUUUGCCGUCAUGCCCUUCGUGUGGAGCAUUGGAACCAUCAUCGGCCCCUGCAUCGGCGGCACCUUUGCCGAUCCCCACGAGUCGUGGCCCGAUGCGUUCCCCAAAGGCAGCAUGUUCGAGCGCUUCCCCUACCUCUUGCCCAACCUCCUCUGCGCGCUCCUCCUGCUCAUCAGCAUCGUCUUGGGGUUCUUCCUCCUCGACGAGACGCAUCCUGACAUGCAACCCCGGGUUCUGCUGCCGGCAGACACAUAUGUCUCGGAGGAAACUCCACUGAUCGAGACCUCAGAUGCCAUGAAGCGACCCGCUGUGGAUCUGCGCGCGGAGACGUAUGGUACCAUGCGAAGCGUCAAUGGGCCGAGCCAAGACUGUAUCGACGAGCCCAUCGAGAAGCUUUGCGUUACCACCACACCCGUCUGGAACAAGCGUGUUGUCGGCUUCAUCAUUGCCCUGUCCAUCUUUACGUACCACUCGAUGACCUACGACCAUCUCAUGCCCAUUUUCUUCGAAGACGACCGCGCAUCGACAGUAGCCGCCAUGGCUCGCAUCCCAUCUCUUUUCAAGUCAUCCGGCGGUUUGGGGCUCUCUUUGCGCGACGUGGGGAUGAUCAUGGCUGUCAACGGCGUCAUCGCCCUGUUCGUCCAGGCUGUCAUCUUCCCGCUCGCCGCGGAGAGGGUCGGUGUGUACAAGCUCUUCCUCAUUGUCACGGUGCUACACCCCAUCGUCUACGCCGUUGUCCCCUUCCUCCUGCUCGUUCCUGAAUCCCUCAUUUUCCCUGCUAUCUAUACUUGCCUUGCCAUCCGAAACACUCUCUCCAUUACCCUCUACCCUCUUCUCCUCAUUCUCAUCAAGGAGGCAACCCCGACUUCCAGUGCUCUGGGCAAGGUCAACGGCUUGGCUGCCAGCGCCGGCGCCGCAUGCCGCAUGAUCGCGCCACCGAUCGCAGGUUAUCUCUACACCUAUGGCAGCAAGAUGAAUUGCACUGCACUAGCCUGGUUCGGCAGCGUGGUCGUUGCCGCGGUUGGAGCUGUGCAAUGCUUCUCUGUGCCACGCGAGCGAAACAACGACAGGACCGAAGAAGGUGCCGUUGCACAGCCUAAGCAAGGACCGAAUGUUCUCGCUACUGAAGUUUCAGACGACGAGCAGUGAUUGCUUGUUGUUUUGCGACCGAGUCCCGAACCCCCCUGAGUUUGCUGUUCACCCUCGAGUGCUACUCCCCCUAAGGAGCGACGAGGAAGCAGUUGACCAUUUAGCAGUUUACGAACGACGAAGGCGACGUGGAAAUCACGCGGUGUGGUGUUGUCCUGAUGAGGGAGGGUGCUCUUUCAGCGAGUUUUGGCGUGUUUGAGUGUUGCAAUUAUAACCCAUGGAGAUUGGAGUCGUUGGUGAGACUAGCAUUGGCAUGGGUCGGCGUUUUUGGAGCACGGCGAAAGGUGUACUCUACUGCUUUUUACUUUUUUCCACCCUCACGAAUAGAAUGAGGCAGAACAGGUACAUAGCAGCCAGGCAGGUAAUAGAACGAGUUUGACGAUG
Purpureocillium takamizusanense is the source of this 2303-nucleotide messenger RNA. RefSeq lists its product as uncharacterized. The transcript has 3 exons. Bases 330 to 1919 code for a protein of 529 amino acids. Gene Ontology annotation, biological process: transmembrane transport. The record is from RefSeq and is a predicted model, not a curated record. Gene Ontology annotation, molecular function: transmembrane transporter activity. Lineage: Eukaryota; Fungi; Ascomycota; Sordariomycetes; Hypocreales; Ophiocordycipitaceae.